UGUGAUUAGACCACUGGGUAAAAAUAAAGGGUGCGAGACGGCUGGUUUGAACGAUUCCCCCUGCAUUUUUUGGGAAAUGUAUCCUUCGUAUUUUUUUUAAACAUUACAUGAUUACUUGUAUUGAGCUAGUUAUAAUAGUUAACAUACUAUUGUGUCAAUUGUAUUUGAGCGGCUUCCGAUGUAUGAAUAUUUUCCGUUUUAGAACCUUGAUAUAAAGUAGUACCGUACUUGAUUCCACGUGAAGUAACUUGGGCUGUCAAGUAUGACGCAACAUCCGGGUACUGUAAAGCAGUGUUUACGUUUUCUGAGCUUUUUCAUCUUUAGGUCACAGGGGCCAUUCUAGGUUGAGAUGUUUAGGGGUGCUGAUACCCCCCCCCCCCGCCCCCCAUCUCCAGGAAAGAUACAUUUCACUUUUCUGUACAUUGUAAAGCAAUUUCGUUCCAAUAACAACAACAACAAAAAAAGUCAACAUAACACCUUUUGGGAAAGUCUGUUGACCCACAGUAAAAGAGGAACGGAUUGAAAUAUAUAUAUAUAUUGUAACCCCGAAUUUCUGGGGGAAAGACAAUGUGUUUUGAUACAGUAGCACCUCUACAUGCAUAGUAACAGUAUCAGUAUGCAUCUUUUGGGAGAUGGGGGUAAACCAGCCCCCUAGUGAGGACCCAAAAUGAACCUUGGACUCUUUUUUUUUAACUUUUGAAAUGCAUGUAAACUGCAUGAAGUUUUGUGAAUACUUUGAAUCCUAAUAUCUGAACUGGUCUCUUUGCUCCUCUCUCUCUCUCCUAAAAGGAGUAACAAUGUUAAUAGGCUUCUUGUCAGUAAGCUAUUCAAUAGCACCUCAUCUUUAAUAUUAACACAUACACAUGACACAAUAGCGAGCUUUUCUCAUUUGAAUUCAAACAACAGAGGUGUUGUCUCUGACCACCUAUAUCGUUUCCCGACUAAAAAAAACAUCAACUCACUAACUUCUAUCUAACAACACAAAGCGUGACCUACGAUUAAAUGCAGGAAAAUGAGGAUUUGCAAUGAUAAUAGUGUGUUGGUAUUGUGUGGUUGGCGUUAAGAAAUGUGCCAGUCGGGCAGAGGUGGGAGGGUUUGGUCUAGAAAUGCCAAUGGGUAAGGAGAUAGUUGUGGCGUGCCGGCCUUUCCUUGUGUAGGCUCAUCUCUUGAAGAAUGCCCAGCGAAGUCAAGCCUCGGAUUGUUGUUCUCUAUGGGUCUCAAAAAGGUCAAGCACAGUCCAUAGCAGAGGGGAUAGCUGAAGAGGCAGAGGAGCAUGGUCUACUUGCAGAGCUCAGCUGCUUAAAUCAGAAAGAUAAGUACAAUUUGGAGAAGGAGAAGUCCCCAGUGGUCUUUAUUGUGUCUACUACUGGAGAUGGGGAGCCACCAGACAAUGCCCUGCAAUUUGUCAAGCACAUCAAGAAGAAGACCCUCUCCUCUGUUCACUAUAAACACCUUCACUAUGCACUUUUAGCUUUAGGAGACACCAAUUAUGAAAACUUUUGCAAAUGUGGCAAAACAAUUGAGCGGCGUCUACAGGAACUCGGAGCCCAAAAAUUCUAUGCAACAGGGUAUGCAGAUGAUGGUGUAGGGUUGGAGGUGGUUGUGGACCCUUGGCUUGAAGGUCUGUGGAAAGCUGUCAAAGCAGCGUUAACAAAUAUGAUUUCUAAUUCGAGUAUUAAAGAGGAUUCUGAGAAGACAAUUCCAGAUUCAUUGAUACCAGACGUCCAACUCAACCUGCUAAGCCUCACUGACGACCAGUCCCCUGAUUUUGAUCCCAAAUGUGCUUCUGCCACACAGGCGGCAUCACCGUCUGGUGGUGUUGUCAGUUUAACCACACGGCCACAAGAGACAGAAAACAUAAAUCUUGGAAUGUCCAAUGCACCGUCACUAUCACACUCUGUGUCUCCGCUGUCAGAUGCAUCUCUUAAUGUUCCUGCUCUACCUCCACCUUUCCUAGAAGUGUCUCUUCAGGAAGUAGACACUGUGGAUGAGAUUUGUGGACCGUUAAACUGUGAAACUCUCAAUGAGGUUCCCAUAUCACGUGCAGUUUGUUUAACAACAGGCGAGUCAGUCAAGACAGCCAUCCUUCUUGAAGUUGACAUCUCGGCUUACCCAUUGUUGAACUAUCAACCAGGGGAUUCGUUUGAUGUUUUCUGCCCAAAUAGAGCGUCUGAGGUCAAGCAAUUACUCGAAAGAGUGGGCCUAGAGGAUCAAAAGAAUCAUCACGUCCAAGUUUCUUUACUUAAAAACACAAAGAAAAAAGGUGCUCAGGUGCCCUCCUAUAUCCCUCAGAACAUUUCUUUAUUGUACCUGCUCACAUGGUGUCUGGAGAUAAGAAGUGUUCCAAAGAAGGCCUUCUUGCGAGCACUGGCUGAGCAUACAGCAGACAGCGUGCAGAGGAGGAGACUGCAGGAGCUUUGUAGCAAACAAGGCGCCGCUGACUACAACCAGUUUGUGAGAGAGUCAAGCCUCAGUGUUUUGGAGCUUCUCGCCACCUUCCCAUCCUCCCUGCCUCCCCUCAGCCUCUUAGUAGAGCAUCUCCCCAAGCUGCAGCCAAGGCCUUAUUCAGCUGCCAGCUCCUGCCUUCAGCACCCAGGCAAGCUGAAUUUUGUCCUAAGUGUUGUCGAGUUCCCGGUAUGCUCAGGUCGUCCUGUGGGGAGGCGAGGCUUGUGUACUGGUUGGCUCGUUGACCUCGUCAACCCUGCCCUGGUUCUCCCAGGGGAGGCUGAAUCGCUGUGUCGCAUGGCCCUACCGCAGAUCCAUGUGAGUUUGAGACCCAAUUGCUCUUUUCGACCUCCACCUGACACGUCAGUGCCUCUCGUAAUGGUCGGACCUGGCACGGGUGUCGCGCCCUUCAUUGGCUUCCUGCAGCAAAGAGAAAAGGAGAGGCAGCAGAAUCCUGAUGCAGUUUUCGGUGAGACCUGGUUGUUUUUUGGUUGUCGCUACAGAGACAGAGACUACCUGUUCAGAGAGGAGCUGCAGGGCUUUGUGUCUAGUGGUACCUUGCACCACCUCGAGGUGUGUUUCUCCAGAGAUGACCCAAAGGAGGAGGAGGCAGUUGUCUCAGUAGGAUCUCCCAGAUACGUCCAACACAACCUGCUGCUCCACAGCUACAAAAUCAUCAACAUCUUGCUCAAACAUAACGGUUGCCUCUAUGUUUGUGGGGAUGCAAAGAACAUGGCUAAAGACGUGAACGACACCCUGAUGGAGAUGAUCAAGACUGAGCUCCAGGUGGAUCAACUGGAGGCCAUGAAACGACUCGCUUGCCUGAGGGAGGAGAAACGCUACUUACAGGAUAUCUGGGGAUGACAGAGGAUUUUUCAAUUUUUCAAUUUUUUUUUUAAAUGAUCCAAAAUUCAACAUGCCCUGCUGUAUCCAUCUGAGCUAAGCUGAUGAUGACCUGAAUGGAAUGUUCACCGCAUUGCUUUGGAGUAGGUGUCCACUGUGCUGCCCUGAGGACAAGGCAUCUUGACCUCAUCUUAUGCUUUGCUUGUUGAGCAGCAGUGACCUUGGCGAGGCCAAUAAUGCUGCUCAUUGAGUCUUGUGGUGUGAAAAUGCUUUUAGGGUUGAAAAGCCCUCCAUGUUUUUCCUGCCAGGAAAAGCAUUUAAGUCAGCUUUGAUGGAGGGAUUCCAAUGAGACAGAAAGUGGGAUACGGAUCCUCCCGAGAUAAACAGUCAUUUACGAAUGACAAAUAUGAAAGGAUUGUGUAGGGUGUAGAAAUAGAUUUUUUUUUUUACUCUUGUGUUAUUGUUUUGUAUUUCGCAAAGCCCACUGCCAACUUAAUAUACCGCAUUUGCAAAUAACCUCUAAAGGCUGCACAACAAUAACUCCUCAUUAAAACACUGUAGUUAUGUUUGAUGCUGAUUUAUAUUGCGCCUUAUAUAUUUAAUUAUGAUGGAGUUAUCUAUGUUUAUCAAUUAAAAACAAAAUAUGAAUUGGGGAAAACAUAACCCUUUCAUGAUUACAGACACAAUGCAAGGCUUGGUUCUUUCUUUAUAUCCCGAUGCAGUGUAGAAGUUCCGAGUGAGCGUUCCGAGGGCACACAUAUCCAUCAUAAAGCUCAGCCCUGAGGUCUGAAAAUAAUUCACCCGACUUUGUUUGUUCGGGCCUACCCGCAUGCACAAUACCAGUUUAGACUGCUUCAAAUGCUGCCCAAAGCCCAGCUUCAAUCUCAAAACACAAACACAUACACCGUAUUGUGUAGUCGAGAAAUAAAAUAAUUUUAAAAAUAAUCGUCCAUUCUCUCCUCUUUUCCCGUUUGAUGAAAUUGAACGACACUGGUAUGCAACUUUUAUCAAGUUGUAUUUGAGAAGAAAUAGAGGGAAAUAUGUGAAAUUCUGAGUUGUUUAUUAAAAUGUAAAACUUGACAGCGUGAAAGUUCAAGGUGCCUUUGGUCCGAGGAUGAAAGUGUUUGCUAAUUGAAGUCUUUUUUUGUGGUGGUGUGCCACAGAGCACCAGAGAGAGGCUUCCUCAGAAUUAAAUCUUCUAACAGCGGUCGUUUUAUUUCUCGUUUUGAAGGGAGGAUGGGCGGGGGGCAUGUUUACAAUCUUCCACUGCCUGCACUGUUGAUGACACACCAUUUAAUUUGUUCUCAAGCCGGGUAAACAAAACUGUCACUGUUGCAGAAAAUCACCCCUGACUGUGACUAAUUGGUUUAAUAUAUUGUCAAAUGUGGCAAAAAGAAAACACUGCACAGCUGUUGAUCAUUGUCACUACUUUACCAUUACUCAUCGACUUAAUCAUCGUCAAAAUGUGACCACAACAAGUGUUCUCUCAAAACUGAGAGGCCAGCGCCCCUCCUGCUGCUUAUGUCACCCUGUCCUGCAACCACCAAGGACUCAGGCAUAUUUAAAGUUACGGCUUCAUAAUUAAAAAAGGUUCACGGUGUCAAUAUUGUCCUGCACGGCAUCAGUUUGGAAUAAAUCAUAGCUUGUUGGAGGUCAGUGCGACCGGAGAGCAGUAAGACCCAAGUGAUAGAUGCCCCUUGUUAAGAAUGGCUAAAUGAAGCAGAAAGAUGUGUGCUGUUGUUAAUGACUCUUAUUAUGAAAGUGUUGAAGUAGACGAGUGGAGAGGUGCACUUUAUUUGGCUGAAGAGCACAAGACCCGCUUGGCACUCUGUAGUCUCAUGGUGCACAAUGUACGACACGUAGCGAGGAAGUUAGGAAUUUAAUCAGCCUGGUGACAGAAUGCCCACCUCAUUUGGUUUUGCUCUGUGAGAGUGACUCUCGUGAAGCUUCAGCAGGAAAUGGGAAUAGGAAAAUUUCCAUCUAGAUAGCUACUACUGAAGCUAGCUCCCUAUCUAAAUUCUAUCUAAUGUAGGCCAAUGCCUGUACAAUCAUCAGGUUUGUAAAUCUGCUACAGUAUUAUGUUUAUGCAGUUAACAGAGCUGGUAACCGCAUUUCCGUGCAGUGUACUGUUAAUUGCUAUGACAACAAAAGGUAUUAUUUUGUUGUGAUUGAUGAUUCCCGUACUGACCAUACUGAGUUGUUUACAAAUAUUUUCAUUUUGCUAAAUAAAUAACCCAAAAUA
This is a messenger RNA of Phycodurus eques (leafy seadragon), 5530 nucleotides long. RefSeq names its product 5-methyltetrahydrofolate-homocysteine methyltransferase reductase (gene mtrr). Gene Ontology annotation, biological process: homocysteine metabolic process. Gene Ontology annotation, cellular component: cytosol. NCBI's taxonomy places the organism in Eukaryota, Metazoa, Chordata, Actinopteri, Syngnathiformes, Syngnathidae. Bases 1174 to 3309 code for a protein of 711 amino acids. The record is from RefSeq and is a predicted model, not a curated record. Gene Ontology annotation, molecular function: flavin adenine dinucleotide binding; FMN binding; [methionine synthase] reductase (NADPH) activity. The transcript is spliced from 15 exons.